AUGCGGCAACGAGCAGAUUCCCAUCUUGUUCUCGGCGGCAGUCUCAGUUUUCUCCGACAUAUAUGCCUCCCUCUUGCCAAUGUUGUUGGUCAGAAAUCUCAACACGACAAGCCGACAACGACUCAGCCCGUACGCCUUAUUCUCUGCUGGAUUAUUGACAGCUGGAAUCGGUGUUGCAAGGUUGAUAUUCCUCGUGAAGGUUACCUCCAACUACCAGCUGGGGCCCACUACCCAUGA
Molecule: messenger RNA, 237 nt
Organism: Cladophialophora carrionii CBS 160.54
Lineage: Eukaryota; Fungi; Ascomycota; Eurotiomycetes; Chaetothyriales; Herpotrichiellaceae
Exons: 1
Coding region: 1-237 (78 amino acids)
Source: RefSeq, a predicted model, not a curated record